AUGGCCGCUCAGCAAGUCGAAUCUUUGCUUGAGUUAGAGCAAAUGAGUGCCGACCUGCCUUAUCUGAAUGCUAGGCGACGCCCUAUUAUACCAGAUGAGCACCUCUCGGACCAAAUCGAUCACUUUGGCUUGACCAUAUUUAUGGCGUCAGUGCUCGGACGUGUAACUCGAUGGGUCUUUCAGCACAGUAUUAGUGACUCGCAAAUGCCCUGGGACUCAAGAAGUGAAUUCAGCCGUCUUGCUGGUAUCUUGGUCAACUUCGAAUCAUACUCUGAAGCCGACAACGUCGACCUUGCGGAGAUACUUGGAAGAGAUUAUGCUCCAGACGGCAACGGAUGGCAAACGUGCUUGAACUUUCUUGCGCAAGAGAAUGCCCGUUAUGACUUCUACGAGAGUAUGAAUCGAAUGCAUAAUGUCUUGUAG
This is a messenger RNA of Fusarium vanettenii 77-13-4, 423 nucleotides long. RefSeq lists its product as uncharacterized. The record is from RefSeq and is a predicted model, not a curated record. Lineage: Eukaryota; Fungi; Ascomycota; Sordariomycetes; Hypocreales; Nectriaceae. The coding region runs from base 1 to 423 and encodes 140 amino acids. The transcript is spliced from 5 exons.